CCGCAUUGUUUUGUUGUUUACUGUGCAAGAGCGUCGCAGAUUGCGUGUCUAGGUGCUUUCUCGUUUGCUUGUUUGAGCUUCUGUUUGCCUACGCCGCCGCCCUUCUGUCAUCACAUCGAUAUCAAAACAAGCCUUGUGUUUUCUAUCAACUCCUCAGUUCACCAAUUCAACCAUCUCUACAGCGUUGAAUCUUACGAACCCCUGAGCGCAUCAUGGCCUGCAACGAGAACAACCCUCCUAGCGGCGCCGGCACCAGCGACGAUGACCAAAAGGUUUCCACCAAGAACGACCCUUUUGCAAAGUGUUUCAGCAAGGCCUUCCCCAACAUCUCGAUACAACCUAGGACAGUCAAAUCCGCCCCUGUUCCCCAGCAGGCCGAGCAGGAUUCCAAGGUCUCGUCUCUUUGCCCGCAAGACGUACCCCUUCCACCACCAGAUGAGACGGAGCGCCUCCUUGUCGCCCCUGAGCACGUCGAGACCGCCGAUCAACUCAAUGUCGAUCAAGAUGAAGUCAGCCCCGAUGAUGAAGACUACGACUUCAAUGACAGCGACAUGGAGUCGUCUGAAGAUGAAGACAUCCCGCUUGAAGAGGACCCCUUCUUCGGCGACCCCACAGCUCAGGCUCCAGGCGUGACUGCGUUGCAACUCGAAGAGAUCAGAAAAGCCUUGGAAGAUGCUAAGGAGAUCGACGACGAAAUGCCUGCCCUGGAAGACGAUAACAAGACUUCACCAGUAGAUGCCAUCUUCAGCGAGCAGAACACCAACCCUAAGACCAUUGUCGUCAAUGUCGGCUCCUCCUUUUCGAAAUGGAUCUAUCUCGUUCUCGAGCCUAAUGAGCCGUUGUAUGAGAUGAAGCUGAAGUUCAUUCAGGCUGCGGACCUGGGUUUCGAGGAACUCGCCAGGCUUGAAUUUACCUUUGCUGGACGUGUCAUUGGAGACGAUGAUACUGUUGAACAGCUCGGAAUUCAACAGGACUCGAGCAUCUACUGUCAACUGUCCGAACUGCCCGAUGGACGCGAGAACACCGAGCACCCCAACAGCGUACCUGUGGCCAAUGCGACCAACACACGCAGCAAUACCGAGACUGUGAUCGAUCCGGCCAACAGAGGUAGCAUCUUCAGACUCAGACGCAGUAGUAACGACGACUCCGAACCGCACGAUUGA
Molecule: messenger RNA, 1163 nt
Organism: Aureobasidium pullulans EXF-150
Lineage: Eukaryota; Fungi; Ascomycota; Dothideomycetes; Dothideales; Saccotheciaceae
Exons: 2
Coding region: 213-1163 (316 amino acids)
Molecular function (GO): protein binding
Source: RefSeq, a predicted model, not a curated record